Molecule: messenger RNA, 6632 nt
Organism: Sander lucioperca (pikeperch)
Lineage: Eukaryota; Metazoa; Chordata; Actinopteri; Perciformes; Percidae
Product: protein crumbs homolog 1-like
Exons: 13
Coding region: 196-4587 (1463 amino acids)
Molecular function (GO): calcium ion binding
Source: RefSeq, a predicted model, not a curated record
ACACACACACACACACACACACACACAUACACUCAGACCCAGAGUCCCAGUGGUCGGGCAUGCAUGUGUUAGAGCUCACUCUCAGCAGCUAACUUGGAGCAGCCUGGAUGGAGCACUGCCGUGUGCUGGAUGGAGAACCUGUGGAUUGACAGCAUCGUUCUGCACUGACUGGAAACCUCAGCAGCCUGUUUUACCAUGGAGUUUGGAAGAGUUUGGUCCAGAUAUCAGAGGACAGUGGUGAUUACCAUGAUGAUGUUCAAACUGGGCUUACUGUGCACAGUAGCAGCAGACUCGUGUUUGUCAUCUCCCUGCAACAAUAAUGCCACGUGUCUUGACCACCUGGGUGACUAUGUGUGCGUGUGCCUCAAAGGACCGGUGUGGUACAUGGGGAAAAACUGUGAUGAGCUGUAUGACGCAUGUAUUAUGGCACCCUGCACCAACUGUACCAGCAAGCCUGGGUCUGACGAGUUCACCUGCCAUUGCCCGGAUGGCUUUACAGGGCUAAACUGCACCCAGGAUGUAGAUGAAUGUCAGAGCAACCCCUGCAAAGGUAACCAGUCCUACUGUGUCAACGGAGUCAAUGGCUAUUCCUGCCACUGUCCCCUGGGAAUGGGAGGCCAGGACUGCCAGGAGAAUGUGACUACUUGUUCAGAGAAAACAUGCCAGAAUGGUGGCACUUGUAUGGACAUCCCUGACAUUGGGCACAUGUGCCAGUGUGCGGCUGGGUACCAGGGGAGUAACUGUGAGGAAAACAUUGAUGAAUGCCUGUCUGAGCCCUGUCAGAAUGGAGCCAUCUGUAAAGACGGGGUUAAUGCCUACCAGUGUUUCUGUGUGCCUGGAUUUCAAGGCUACCACUGUGACUUAGACAUCAACGAGUGUGCAUCUCGACCCUGUCAAAACAAUGGCACAUGUCUGGAUGAGGUGGAUCACUACAGGUGUGACUGCGCUCCGGGUUUCAAAGGGAUUAAUUGCGAGGUGGAGAUUGAUGAGUGCGAGGUGCAUCCCUGCCAGAACGGCGCCACCUGCCGAGACCACAUCGCCACGUACACGUGUGAGUGCAUGGCCGGCUUCCAGGGCCAAGACUGCGAGGUCAACAUAGAUGAAUGUGCCAGCAUCCCCUGUUUGAAUGAGGGCAAGUGCAUAGACGGGGUCAACAGCUAUGAGUGUGACUGUGAGGGGACGGGCUUUGUAGGCGACCACUGUGAAGAGGAUAUUCCUGAAUGUGCUUCUGACCCCUGCCAGCAUGGAGCCACUUGUUUGGAGGCGACCAACCAGUACAAGUGCCUCUGCUGGCCAGGUUACGAAGGAGAGAACUGCCAGCUGGAUAGAGAUGAGUGUGAGCAGCAUCCCUGUAAGAAUGGUGGCGAGUGUUUCCAGCGCUCAGAUAUCCUGAACUACGGAACGCUGCCUGAAUUCAGCAAAGCCACUUUCAGCUACGAAGAGGCAGCUGGUUUCAUCUGCCGCUGUUUGCCAGGAUUCACUGGAGACAACUGCUCAGUCAAUGUGGACGAGUGUGAGUCUGCUCCGUGUCAGCAUGGAGGAACCUGUCAGGAUCUGGUUAACUCUUAUCAAUGUGUGUGUCCAGAUGGCUUCACAGGUGUACACUGUGAGGAGGACAUCAACGAGUGCGAGAGUGAUCCCUGCCAGAAUGGCGCCACGUGUGAAGACGCUGCCAACUCCUAUAGGUGUCACUGCCCCGUGCCAGAGCCUGGCCAGGAGCCUUGGGGCGGGCGAGACUGUGACGUCCUUCUGAUCGGCUGCCAACAGCACCAGUGUCAACAUGGAGCAGGUUGCGUCCCUGUACUGACCAAUGAUGGAGAACACAGCUACACCUGCCUGUGUCCGCCUGGCUGGACCGGAGAACGCUGUAACACCUCCACCACCUUCUCCUUCAACUCUGAGGGCUACAUCCACAUGCAGCUGCCUAUUUCAAAAAACAGGACAAAACGAGAGACUAAAGACCACAAUGACAGGCUCCACAUGGAGCUCCAAUUCAGGAGCACUCUGCCCGACAUGGUGCUGUACUACAGGGGCACUAUGGAGCGCUUUGUCUCCUUGGAGCUUGUUGGAGGCUCCCUUCAGGCCAGGGUGAAGUCAGGGAAGGUACUGCAGGUCAUUUACCCUGGCCCAGUCAAUGACGGGGAAUGGCACCAGGCCACUGUGACCAUGGAUGAGAGGCUGGUUCUGGUCGUAAAAGGACCCGGCUGUGAGGAAGAGUGCCUGGUGAAAAAUGAGGGCUACAAUCAUCUUAUCUUCCUACAGCCUAGCUCCUUUCAACAUCUGUAUGUUGGAGGGGCACCGCAGGAAUAUUUGGCCCAAACGUCCAGCGGAAGGGGGUUCAUUGGCUGCAUGCAAGACCUUCAAGUUGACCACAAGCUGCUUCUACCUCAGGAUCUCAUUAAAGAGGAGAACGAGGCCUUGGAAAUAGGAUGCAGCAAAAACGAUUGGUGUCAAGAUGACCCAUGCAUGCAACGUGGGCAGUGUGUGGACAUGUGGGUUCGUCCCAGCUGUCGGUGUCAUCGGCCCUACUAUGGCGAAAGCUGUGGGAAAGAGUAUCCAUCCUGGACCUUCGGACAUGAGAACACCACCAGCUACGCCAGCUUCAACAUCUCGGAAACUCAUGGAGACAACUUCACUAUCUCCUUUUUAAUGCGUUCCCUCAAACACAACGGUCUGCUCCUGCAACUCCGUCGAGAAGGAAAGCCCUACCUGACACUCUAUCUGAAGGAGGGCACUGUAGCUAUUUACAGCCCUCACACCACUCUGCUGUCAGAGGCCAUGUUCGUCACUGACGGCACCAACAAUUUAGUGACUGUAAAGGUACAGUAUGGCCAUGUGGUCUACCUCAAAGCAGGGAAUCAUCGGGCAUUAGGCAAUGUGAGUAUAGAGGCAGGGGACGUGGUAUAUGUGGGAGGGCUCCCUGCAGGCAAGAGCAUGAAUGCCUGGGGUGGAAAUUUCAAGGGCUGCCUGCAGGACAUUCAGCUGGACCACAAGCAUCUGACCACUGAGGAUCAUGCAGAGGGGGUCGAAGUUUACCAGGCAGGCACAGAGGAGAACGUGCUGCCAGGAUGCCAAAGUGAUGACACAUGCAAGGAUCAUCCCUGUUUUAAUGGGGGACAGUGUCAGGUUACCUGGAAUGACUUCAAGUGCAACUGUUCCAUUAACUUCUCGGGCCGGCUGUGCGAGACACGUUUGUGGUGCGUCGACAACCCUUGUUCUGACACAGUACGCUGUGUGGACCUACAGGACGGAUAUGAGUGUUUAACUGAAGCCAUUUUUCAGGACAACGCUCUUCAGUAUGUUUCCAACGGUUCCCUGCUGAGCCCUGUUACCAACAUCACCAUGGAUGUACGGACGCGGGACGAGAACGGGAUCUUGUUGCGAGCCGGCAGCAGAGCCGAAGUCUUCUGCAUUGGUCUGCUAAACUCCUCUCUGCUGGUCAAACUGAACAGCGGGGCGAGUGCAGAGCUGCUGGCCUUUACAAGUGACAGAGCCAUCGCAGACGGAGCAUGGCAUCACAUCCAGCUGACCAUGGUCGAUCCCACACAGUUAGCAUCCCGCUGGCGCCUUACCAUCGAUGGGCAGAGAGUUGGUGGUAGCUUCGGCAUUGGCGGCAACCUUAACUUCCUGAAUAACACCAAAAUCUGGCUGGCGGAGAAAUACACUGGAUGUUUAGGGGAGGUGAGAGUGGGUGGAGUCUACCUGCCGCUCAUAAAUGUACCAGACGCUCCGCAGAUGAGCCGGUUCUCCAGAUUGGGUGGGCACGAGCCAAUCAUAGGAUGCCAAGGUGAACCGAUUUGCGAUUCCCAGCCCUGCCUCAACCAGGGUGUAUGCCAGGACCAGUUUAAUGAGUUUAACUGCAGCUGCAGCGCAGGAUGGGAGGGGGAACUGUGCGAGCUGGAGGUUAAUGAGUGUUCUUCAGGUCCCUGUGUCUACGGUACAUGUAGAGACCUUCUGGCAGACUACCAGUGUGACUGUGAGCCUGGAUACAUAGGGACAAACUGUGAAGAAGAGGUGGAUAACUGUGUGGAGUUCAGUUGUGUGAAUGGAGGAACCUGUGUGGACAGGUUGGGAGCUCACACCUGUUCAUGUCCUCCUGGCUACGUCGGCAAACGCUGCCAGUGGCGGUUCCCUCCAGUGGCGUGCGAUGCACACACAGAGUGUCGUAACGGAGGGGUUUGUAUAGGAGGUGACUCUGGAGGCAACUGCACCUGCAAGUCGGGAUUCACGGGUGCCAGGUGUCAGACAGAAAUAGACGAGUGUGAGUCCAGCCCUUGUCUCAACGGUGCCACCUGUCUGGACAGACUCAACCACUUCCAGUGUGUGUGUGUGCCGGGUUACAGCGGCACAGUGUGCGAGAGCAACAAAGCGGAGCAUAUGGAGCGAAUCCCCUGGCUGGUGGUGACCAUUCCCCUGAUCACCCUGUGUGUGUUACUGGCCAUCCUGGUGGUGUUUUGCCUCAUCAUGACAGCGCGGAAGAAGCGGCAGUCAGAGGGCACGUACAGCCCCAGCUCACAGGAGGUAGCCGGAGCCAGGCUCGAGAUGGGCAGUGUCCUCAAAGUGCCCCCAGAGGAGAGGCUGAUCUGAGGCCUGCAGCCUUGCCUCACAGCCUCACAUCCAGUAGAUGGAUCUAUGUAAAGGGGCAGAGAGAACAUAAGCUCUGCAGUGUCACACUGGCGGGCCCUCCUGCCCUCUGAAGAAGUGAUGGAGGAUUACUCAGUCAGUGCGUUUACAUGCACAGCAGUAACCGGGGUAUGGUCUUACCCUUGUUAAGUGAAUAACCUGGUUAUGCCAGUUCUCCCUGCAUACAUAACGGGGAAGAAUGCGAAGAAUAACAAGAGUAACAACAGCUUGGAAAACGGGGAGAACAUGGACGAAUUUUCAGCGCUGUACAUUUAAUACAUUCUUCAUGCCUUACUUCUCGUACUGGCGUGGGUUUAAAGGUUUAAAGCUUGUAUUGUUGCUGUUGCCGUUUGGCGCUGUUGUUUCCAACUGCUCUCUUAUAUUUCCGUGCAGCAGAGAGGGCAGGGGCUGUUAUAACCUACGGAGGAUGCGCAGACGCAUAACCCAAGCUUAGCCCGGUUAAGACGUAUACAUGCCCGAAUACCCCGGUUACUAAAGGAGUUCUGUAGGUCUGUUAACCAGGGUAUGAGUACUUUGAUUUUAGCUGGGGUUAGGUGAUUACAUGGCGUUUGAGUAAACAGGGCAUUGCCUUAACCCGAAUAUAAUCACUCAGGUUCUUAAACUGCAUGUAAACGCACUGAAUAAUGACUGAUCCUCCACCUGGAAAAACUACUGAUGUUGAAGACUCGUAGAUGUACAGUUAAAGACGAGUGACAGUUAGCCGAUUACUCAGGCUGUCCUGCUGGGGCGAGAGUGGUCAAAGGAUGCUCUGAAGCUCGACGUCCCCUUUGCAAAGUUGAGUCUUGAGGACAAUCUCAAGUUUCACAUGGGACCAAACUCAUGUGAGGACCACAUGUACUAAAGAAAAGCCCAAACGUCUGUAGGUAUUAAUUAACUGAAACUCUCUGACACCCUCCAUAGGGGCAAGUAAUUCAUCAUUUAUGGUUUAGUCAAGCAAAACAUUAAAAACCUUCCUCUGCAGUUUGUGUUUUGCAUGACAGGGGAACGAGGGAUGUGUAAAGGGAGAAGAACACAUGUGAUAUCAAUUCUGUCAAACAGAGUCUUAAUUUGCAUGAGUAUAAAUUGCAUAAUAUUAUCAGGGCGGCACUUUCUUCUUCACCAACAUACUCCUUGUAGUAUUACAUUGCAUUUACAAGGGGCGUCUGUUUAAAGAGAGAUUUUUUUUUACAGACAAACUCUAAUUUAAUGCUUAUCCUGCAUGACUUCAACUCUUCUGCCAUAAUGUGAGAUAAUUUCUGCUUUUUUCUCUCUCCUUCCACGGUAAAUUUGUGUUUUUUGUGUCUAUGAAUUUGGAAGAAGCAGUUGCAGGAAUGUAUUUUUGAUUCAAAACUCAUGUCAUCUUUUGCUGAAUAAGACAUUUAAAUUUUUUACAAUAUUGCCUUGAGCACCGUUGAUUUCAGGUGCUUAACAUAGGCUAUAUAGAGUCAUUCUUGUCCGACGGGGAAAACAUUCUUAAGUUGAAGGCGGUACUCUUCUAUCAUGUGGAUGCAGGUUUUCAUUCACUCAGUUACUGAGUAACUUCUCUUUAUUCAAGCUGCUGCAGUCUGUGAAUGAAAAAAAAUCCCCCCCCUCCCAUAGAAUGAAAUAUAACUCCAGAACCCCCAACUUAACAUGCAGAGCGACAUCACUGCAGCCUCUGCAGGGGUCAAAAACUCCUGUGUUAAUAUUUGCUGUAUUAUAUUGUCAAUGUGCACUGUACAGGCUAACCACUCUGCCCAUUCUUUGUCACUGUGUAAAUAUGCUGUGAGUGUUUUAUCCAUGUCUUUGUGUUGUGUAUAAUGUGCUGCAAAAGUUCAAGUCACUGUAUUUCCCUUUUUGUAAUAUUUUCAAGAAGAACGGUAUGUAAUUGUAGGAAUGUUAUUGCUGUGGUCUAAACGUGUCACGUCAGUAUUUGUGGACAUAAAUAACUUUCUUCAAGUGUCAGAAAAAAGAGAAUUCAGCGAAGAAUGUCUUCUUGAAUUGUAGCUAAUUUAAAGGAAGAAUUCUAC